Vitrella brassicaformis is the source of this 5196-nucleotide messenger RNA. NCBI's taxonomy places the organism in Eukaryota, Vitrellaceae. The record is from the annotation of a GenBank genome assembly.
AGGGAAUCCCCUCUGCUGUGGAGAGCAAGAUGCCAUCAGCUGAUAGAUCACAUCAGUAGAGGUGGGCAGCAGCAGGACUGGAUACAUACGUACACCGUCCGUGUGUUGGCUCCAUCUAUCUGCUGCCUGCCUGCCUGGGUCGUCUUGUGUUGUGUGUGUGCAGACCGGCUGAGAGCUGACUAGCAGCAAUCUGGCGCAGUGAGCGCAGAGAGAAUGUGAUGCAUGAUUUCUAUCUCAAUGUGGAUCUGUUGUCUGGAUGUUUGAAUCUCUGUGUGUGUGUGUGGGCGGCAGUCAGGUGGACGAUGGGCAAUCAGCUGCUGAAGAACUAUGACGUCCAAGAUGAGCAGAGGGAGGGCGGACGAUUCGUCAAGUGGAAAGUAAGGAGGCCUCUGUCAGCAUCGAAGACGCGACGCACACCUCUCUCUCCCUCUCUGUGUGUGUGUGCGUUCUCAGUUGGUGCAGGGCACCCACAAGGAGCGGCAGUCCCAAUCUAUCACAUGCUUCGUAUUCGAGAAGAAACUGGCAGACAAGUCAGACCCACCCAUCGACUCACCGACUCACACAGGGAAAGAGAGAGAGGAUGGGUAUCCAUCCAUGUGCACAUGUGUGUGCAGGUUGGACAAGUCGCUGCGCGAGUCCCUGUUUGAGGUUCUGCGCAACGAUGCCGUCAAGCUGCAGAGGCUGAGGCACCCAAAUGUGCUCUGCGUCAUCGGUACGUCAGCCAGGCAGGCAGUGGGUCCCAUUCCCUUUUGCGCGCUGGCGCAUUGGCCGUCCUCUCCCUCCCUCUGUGUGUGUGUGUGUGUGUGUGUAUGGUUUAUGUGUCGGUCGACAGAGGCGUUGAGUGAGGAUAGGGCGUCCGUUGCCUUCGCCACCAAGCCGGUCGAGUGCACGCUCAACACGCUGCUCAACCAGGAUGUUGGUACGGACGAACAGACAUACACACACGGGGGACAUUGGUGGACGUAUGUAUCGUUGAUGUCAGUAUUGUCGCCAUUGGAGCUGAAGAUGGGCCUGUUCGACCUGGCGGAGGCCAUCGCAUUCCUCCACAACGUACCCACCCACAUAAACAUAGACACACAUACACACACAUCUGAUGUCCGCAUCUCUCUCUCUCUCUCUUCUUGUGUGUGUGUGUGUGUGAACGUAAAGGACGCCAAGCUGUGUCAUUUGGCGCUGUCGCCCUUCACUGUGUUUGUCGACAAGAGCGGCAAGUGGUUCCUCGGCGGAAUGGUACGCCUGUACGUGGGUGUGUGGACUGGUGGAAGCACACACAGUCGCGUGUGUCGAUGUGCAGGCGUAUUCUCGGCCACUGACGGGCCAGAGCCUGAUGGACUGCGACUACACCUGGAUGAACAACACGUACGCAGCAGACACAUAUACACACACAGAGAGAGUAGGAGAGAGACAGUGUAUGUGUUCACAGGACGGACCCCUCCUCGUUCUCACUCGACCCACCUAUACAGUGAGAAAUAACACACAAUGGAUGCGUCACAUGACAUGCGUAUGAGUGUGUGGCUGUGUGGUUGUGUGAUGUGUCAGGUAUGCGGCCCCCGAGAUGACGGCCACACUGCCGGGCAAGUGCUCGCCCAAGAGCGACAUCUUCUCACUCGGUAGGUGCCUUCAGCACACACGCACACACAGAGACAGAGGGAGGCGCGCAUAUGGAUGGAUGUGUGUGUCGGUGGGUCACGUCACCAGCGUUGGUUGCGUAUGAGUGUUUCACGCGUCGGUCGCUCAUCCAGUGCGCACCCAACGACAGACAGGGACACAGCGCACAAGUAUGCCCUGGAGGGAGGAAGUUCUCUGCCUGCUUUUCGCUGCAUCUCUGUGUGUUUGGUUGGAUGUGUGCAGUGUCGUUCGUUGCUGCCGUUGCGGGCCAACACCGUGCCGAGCGACAUGCAGUCCAUCCUCUCAAGUACUCGAGUGCUCUGCAUACACACCAUCCACACACUGAAGUGUGUGCCACACACUGGUCGGUUGGUUGGGUGGGUGCAGGUAUGCUCCACCCGUCGCCCGAGAUGCGGACCGACAUCAACGCAUUCACACAGAGCGAAUUCUUCCAAGACGUAGGCACACACACACACACACACACAGAGAGAGAGAGAGAGAGGAAGAGGCACAUCAACAGAAAUGGGCUCUGUGUGUACGUGUGUGUGUGUGCGUAGAUAACGAUCCGUGCGCUGCGGUUUCUGUCGACACUGAGGGAGAAGGAGGACGCUCAGAAGGUACGUCGGUCGGCUACUCUGUGCCGUUCAUGUGCAGCCCAUGUGCGUCUGUGUGCGUCUGUGUAGGUGCAUUUCCUCCGAGGCCUGACGAAGCUCCUGGAGACUUCUGCCGAGAUGAACGACGAACGGCUGCUCACGUGAGUGAUCCACACACAGACAGUACAGUACAGACAGACAGACAGACAAUGAGCCCAUCCAUAUGUGAGAUGGUAUUGUGUUCCCACGUGCAGGCAUCGUGUGUUAUACCCUUUGCUGGACAACCUGGCCAGCCCCGAGCUGUACCAGUACAUCCUACCCAACAUCUUCUGUGUCCUCCACAAAGUAAGACAGACCCCCUCCCUCCCUCCGGCGCCUCUCUCUCUAUGAGCGCAUCUCUCUCUCUCUCUCUUUGUGUGUGUGUGUGUGUGUGUGCAGAUCAAGAUCGACCAGUCCAGCUUUGUCAACAGCGUGUGGCCCUCCCUGGCCCCGCUGCUGGUGUCCAAGGAGAUGAGCAUCGACGCCGUCAUCAUGCUGGUCGAGCAGCUCGAGUACCUCAUCGGCAUGGCCAGUGAGAGUAUCGUGCAGAACGACAUUCUCCCCUUUGUGCUCAAGUGCCUCGAGCUGCACGUAGGCCUGACAGAGGGAGGGAGGGAGGGGACAUAGAAGGGGGCGAAUGGAUGGAUGGAUGGAUGGAUGGACCUCCCUCUCUCUCUCUCUCUCUGUGUGUGUGUGUGUGUGUGUGUGUCAUCAGGAGCCGUCGAUCCACCUGCCGUGCAUCCAGAAGCUGCCCUUCCUCAGCAAGAAGUUCCCCUACACACAGAUGAAGGCAUCAGUGCUGCCCAGGAUCGUCCAGCUCGUCCUCACCACCAGUAAGUGGACAGCCACACACACACACACACACAGAGAGAGAGAGAGAGAGAGAGAAGGGGAGGGGGGGCGGCAAACGGCAGACACGGAGACAAUGGUGUGUGUGUGUGUGUGUAUGUAUUGGUUGGUGUGUAGGCACGUUGAAGGUGCGUGUGCAGGCGCUGAUGUGCAUCAACGAGCUCUUCACGCUCUUCGACCGCACCACCAUCAGCGACCAGAUUCUGCACGUCCUCGAAAAGGUCCCAUACACUCAAUGUCUCUGUUUGUGUGCGCGUGUGGAUGCAUUUGAUUGUGCAGCACAAUGUCCGUUGCUCUCUCUGUGUGUCGACUCGACAGGUGUCCAAGCUGGACCGUUCUCCGCCCGUCUGUAUGUGUGUGCUCGGCUGCGCCGACGCGCUCUCCAAGUACCUCGGCGCUAAGGUACACCACAUCCCCCGCCACACGCGCACACACACACACAGGCGCAUGUGUGUGGUUUGGGGGUUGGGGUUGUCAGAUGACGGCCGAGCGGCUGCUGCCAUUGGUGCUGCCGUAUCUUGCUGAGGAGACCUUGACAAGCGAGCAGUUCACCACGCAGCUCAACGUGGUCAAGAAGCUCAUCCAGAGGGUCGGUGCGCAGGGGUGCAGUGGAGGCACUGCACCGGAUGAGUGGAUGGAGGCCAAAUAUGUAUUAUGUAUGUGUGUGUGUGCAAAGGUUGAGGAGCACAGGCAAAAGGACUACAAGCGCGCCUCUGUAAGCAGCAGGCCAGCACCACACCCUCCUUCCCUCCCUCCCUCUACAUCUGUGUGUGGACGUGUUGAUGCGCUGGCUGCCAAUCAGGAGAACGAGAAGGCUGUGAGCCAGGCCCUGGGCGGCAGCGACAGCAAAGACGGUACACAUACACACGCACACACAUACAGAUGGGUGUGCACACAGAACAGACACAUCUCUCUCUCUCUCUGUGUGUGUGUGUGUGUGUGUGGAUUGAUAACUAUAGUGACGACAAGCUUUGAGUCGUUGCUGCUCAACGGGCCCACAACCACACCAUCAGCAGCAUCAAGGCCGCCACCCCCGCCAGCAGCAACAGCUGCGGCGGCAAGGUGAGCACACAGAGGGGGAAUGAGGGGAGGGGGGGGAUGGGUCGGUGUGCACCUGUGUGUGCGUGUGUGUCUGUGCAGGCGUGUGGGUGUUGACGACAACCCCUUCUCGCUCAAACCUGCACCACCCGCGCCACCCAUCACCGCAGGAGGUGUGUGCAGAACCACUGCACACAAUGGACGGAUGGAUGGAUGGAUGUGUUUGUACAGGUGGAGGCGGCAGGAGGGGUGGUGGUGGUGGUGAUGGUCUGUUGGACCUCUUCGACACCACACAGACAAUAGCGUCACGCACACAACAGCAGGGGUACCACACACAGACACACAGACACACAGACACACAGACACACAGAGAUGGAGGGAGGGAGGGCGGGAGGGAGGGCGCGUUCGUGCUGCGUGAGCUCAGGUCGCUGAUGGAUCUGGCCGACCUGCUGUCUGCCCCCUCCGGCCCCUCCAAACAGCCACACAUGCCGCCAAUGCCUCCACCACCCUCCAUGCACACAGGCAUGUGUCCUGCCUCUCUGUCGGUCUGCACACACAGUGAAUGUGUGUGUUUGUGUGUGUGCGUGUGCAGGCACGUUGCUGAACUUUGGCCCUUCCUCUUCGCCCACGGCCGCGCUGGCACCCAUGACGAGCCUCACCCAACAGCAGCGGAGCUCACCCACACAUACGAGCGACCCAUUCGCAGAACUGGUAGGUCUGCACCCAGCCCCCAAUACACACACACACACACAGCGGGAGAGAGACCACCGCGCACAGGUGUCUCUGUGUCUCUGUGUCUGUGUGGGUGUGUGUCGUGUGUGCAGGCGGCCAGCCGCUCCUCCCCCCUCCCGCCAAUGCCAGCCACGCUUCCCCCACACGGCAUCCACGGCAGCGCAUUCCUUCCCCCAUCGCCACCAACCACCAUGCAGCCGUCACAUCAGCAGAGCGGUGGUGGUGGAGGUGGGUUUUCGUUUGUGCAGCAGGACAAGCGGAAGGAGGACCCCUUCAAGGACAUAUUGAAGUUUUGACUGACAGACACGUGUGUGGUGUUUAGAUGGGUGUAGAGGGC